Brenthis ino (lesser marbled fritillary) is the source of this 360-nucleotide messenger RNA. The record is from the annotation of a GenBank genome assembly. Lineage: Eukaryota; Metazoa; Arthropoda; Insecta; Lepidoptera; Nymphalidae.
AUGAGAAAAGUCCAAGGAAACGAUUCUUUCCAGAGAAUAAAUUUCUUAUACCAGAUAAGUAAGCAGAUCGCUGAAACAAAUCCUGCACUAUCAGCUUAUUAUGGAAAUUUAAUCGUCAAUGUAGCUAAGAAAAAUGUUUUAAAAAUUCAUCCCGAUUUAAAGAGGCAAAUAUGCAAGAGGUGCCGCUGCAUAUUAUUAGACAAUAUAUCUGCAAAAGUUAAGAUAAAGAAUAAAAACAAAUCUAAAUAUAUACAAUGGACUUGUAAAACUUGUGGAAUGAAAAGAAAUUUUCCAGCAGACAAAAAUAAGGAUCAUAGAGUAUGGUUAGAAAAACCUGAGGCAGUGGUAGAAGUCAUUAAC